AUGGCGGACGUGCUGGCGUACCUGCCGUACGUGGUGCCGGCGCUGGCGGACAAGGACCAUGGCGCCGACGGGCACCUGGCGGCGCUGGAAACGCUCUGCGUCGCGCUGCCCUACGCCUACCCGGACCUUCUCAUCGACGUCGAUAAGGUCGGCUGCUUCGUGACGCGCCUCCCGGCCCUCGUCUCUGCCGCCGGCGCCGACCAGGGCAACAUGGCCGUCCUGGCCGCGCAGGCCAUCGCCGGGGUCGUCGAGCAGCUGCCGGAGUGGGCGGAGAGCUUCGAGAAGAACGGCGCCGUUCAGGCGCUCCGGGACCGCAUGCUCGCCGUCGACAACAUGGAGCUCGCCGAGAAGUGCCUGUUAGCUCUGAAGCUAAUAUGCGAGGAAUGCCCGCACCAGUGCCUCCGCCACGGCGUCGCCGCGGCCGUGCUGCAGUUCUUCGACUUCUUCCCCACCAAUGAGCAGAAAGUGGCGCUCAAGAUCGUCGCCGAAAUCGUCGAAGAAUGCGACGAGGCGGACGUGCCCAAGGCUAUGGAGGCCGCUCCAGCGCUCUGCAACCUCCUGCAGUCAUCUGACAAUACGAUACAAAAGUCGGCCCUUUCUUGCCUGUGUAUGAUCGCCUCCAAUGCUCACGGCAAGGCAGAACACAUGGAUAUGCUUUGCGAGUUGAAGGUGGUCGACACGGCCAUGAGGAUGCUGGAGAAGGAUGGGUGGAAGACCAUCGGUGAUGAGAAUUUAACUGGCAUCCUUGGGCUGCUAAAAAAUAUUUCUUCAGCCUCAGCAAAGGCUGUGAAGUCCCUUUUCGACUUGGGAGUUUGCGAUUUGCUCAAGCAGAUGAUAACUUAUUACAGCUCCUCGCAGAGUAACAGUGACAAGUUGCAGAUGCUUGUGGAGCUCAUCAAUCAGCUUAUGCGGCCUCUUGAGACAUCCGACGCUCUAAAGAAUGCCAUCGUAGAACAAAAUCCAUACCUUGACCAGCUUUCUAGCAUUGUGACACUUCUAAUACAGGUUGCAAAAUGUGGUGCACUAUCAUCAGUUUGCUACACAUGCAUUGUCCUCAUCGGCAACAUUGUUGAAGUAAGCACACCUGCUUUCCUGAUUGAGUUACAGAAGACUGCAAAUCUCUCGAGCUUUCUUAUGUGCUUGUUGGCUCGGAAGAAGCGCCAUGUCGUGUUCGAAACGCUCAAAAUUUCAAAGAGCCUCCUGAAAAAACAGCAUCAGUUUUUCUUUGAGAGCUUUGACAAGGAGGGUGUGAAGCAUGCGAUUGAUGCCAUACAAGCACAAGAAAAAGAUAGAAACUCCAAUCACAAGUUGAAAAUGAAAAACAAGAUGCAAGAACAUUGUGUUUGCUUCAAUUUAGACUCAGAUGCAUCUUCGACAGAUAGGUGCAAGAUUGAGAAUAAUGCUAUCCUGAAUCUAGCAGAAGAGAUAAAGAAAAGCUUCUCUGUGGUGAAAGCAAGUAACAAAUCUCCAUACAGGUUGGGAUGCUUUACUACAUUCGUCAAAGGAUAUUUUGCUAAGUUGAAUGGCCAUACAAUGACAACCCCCACACAGAAUUUGGAUCGAUGCAGAGAGUUGUCUGAAGUUUCGAGGAGAUUAUUAUCGGAUAAACUUCCAAGUACCUCUACUUUUGUGUUUGCGAAGAGCGGAUCAGCCAAAGAUUUAUCAGAUUAUCUCUGCAAUGUGGCAUACUUGAAACCAAAUCUCAAUAAUCGCCAGUACUUAUUAGAGCGGGCUAAGGAGGUGCAAUGUCGACUGCAGAAAUUUGCUCAUUUGGCUCUCGAGAUGUCCAAUGAAAGCUCUGUGAAGCCCCUUGAGAUUUUGGUGGAGAAGCUCCUAGACUCUCUGCACAUGUCUUAUGACAGUUUUCCUGUCAUAUUAUCUCAUCAUAAACAGUCUACUCGUGAGAGCACGAUGAUUCCUCUGAGGCAUUCAGGAAUCGAGGAUUCAGAAUCACUGCAUAUAAAAUUUGUGAAGGCACGCAGAGAGAAAGAGUUGCAAGGUUAUGGCGGUGUUCUCCCUAUUCCUAUUUCUUCAAAGCCAGAUGCAAUUGAAGCAGACCUUUGGCCUAAUAUUUGCUCUCCACGGAAUCGGCAGGGAUCCUCAAGAUUGAUGUUCUCUUACAAAGGCAUACAACUCAAGUCAUCUGCAACGAUUUUUGAGUCACUUGUCCAUUUAAUGAACGAGGGAAAAUCUGAUAUAACGCUUGACCAAUCUUUCUGGAAAGAAGUACACAGAAUAUCGUAUAAGAGAAACAAAAACAAGAAAAUCUCUACUUUGAGCUCCUCUGAUGCUCGGUUAUCUGCUGUGCAUGAAAAGCUUGAACAAUCACUGCCGAAGGACCCAUUUUUCAGUGCCAUGUUCCUUGGGAAGCUUCCUGGUGAUGUGGAUGAAUCUGAUCCAUCCUACAACUUGUUGUUCACGCUGAAAAUUCUUGAAGGGCUUAACCGUUUUUCAUACCAACUGUCAAUGGAUGAGAAGAUACGCUUAUUUGCAGAAAGCUGCCUACGAGAUUUGGAUGAUAUUAAGGUGACAAUCUCUCCAAUCCCACAGCAUCAGUUCACAAGUAUCCUUCUGACCAGUAAGCUGGAGCUGCAAAUGCAAGAGAGCUUGUUUGAGGUUGGGCUGGUACCCUCAUGGUGUGUCUAUCUGGUGGAAACUUGCCCCUUCUUAUUCUCCUUCAAUGCACGGUGGAAGUACUUCUGCCUGACUCUGCAUCGCUCAUUCAUGGGAGAUGACACAAGUGAUCCAGAUUCACCAAACGAGGAAGAUGAGGCAAGUGAUGCUUCAAACGAGGCUGCUAAUAAAACCAAGAAGUACAAAGUAACACGAGGUAACAUUCUUGAAAGUGCUAUAUCAAUGAUGGCCAAACAUGGGUCAAGCACCAAAACCAUUGAGGUGGCAUUUGAAGGAGAGGCUGGGACUGGGCGAGGCCCAACCAUCGAAUUUUACUCUACAGUUAGCCAUGAGCUUCAGAGGUUUGGGCUUGGGAUGUGGAGAGGUGAUAAUGCUAGAAAAGCAGAAGGAGAAACUGGAUUCGUUCAUUCUAGUUUUGGGCUCUUUCCACAGCCAUGGUCCUCAGAGGUCACUUCAUCAAGAGGGAUCGAAUUCUCUGACGUGGUACAGAAAUUCAAGCUUCUUGGACAUAUUGUAGCGAGAGCGGUUCUCGAUGGAAGGAUCUUGGACAUCUCGCUCUCAAAAGCAUUCUACAAGAUCAUUCUUGGACAGGAGCUUGAUAUCUACGACAUCCCAUCAUUUGAUCCUGAGCUGGGCAAGACUGUAGUAGAGUUUCAAGCCCUGGCUAAAAGGAAGAAGUUCUUGGAGUCAUCUUCAGAAACGACAUCCAAUCCCUCUGCAGAUUUGUCAUAUAAAAAUGUGAGAUUGGAAGAUCUGUGCCUUGAUUUUACUCUUCCUGGAAACCCAGAAUAUGAGCUUGUUCCUGGAGGCUCAGACAAGAUGGUCACACUUGAGAGUUUGGAGGAGUAUGUAUAUUUGAUAGUUGAUGCAACCUUGAAGAGUGGGAUUGCCAAACAGAUAGAAGCUUUCAAGUCUGCAUUUAACGAGGUUUUUGCUCUUAAGACCCUUAGAAUGUUCAACGAGGAGGAGAUGGAGCGCAUACUUUGUGGUGAACAUGAUGCUUGGGCUUCAAGCAAACUUGCAGAUCACAUCGAGUUUGAUCAUGGCUAUGAUGCACACAGUCCACCAGUUGUUAACUUCCUGGAGAUCCUAAGGGAGUUCGGAAGAGAAGAGCAGCGGGCGUUCAUCCAAUUCUCGACUGGUGCUCCUACGCUCCCACUUGGCGGCCUAGCUUCACUCAAUCCAAAGCUCACCGUUGUGCGAAAGCAAUGUGAUGGCUGUGUCGAUGGUGAACUGCCAAGUGUCAAUACCUGCAGGCACUUCAUCAAGCUUCCUCCUUACUCCUCCAAGGAGAUAAUGAGAGAGAAGCUCAAAUACGCUCUGGCCGAGGGUCUAGGCUCCUUCCAUUUGUCAUGA
Messenger RNA from Lolium rigidum, 3990 nucleotides. Its product is annotated as E3 ubiquitin-protein ligase UPL4-like. The transcript has 14 exons. Lineage: Eukaryota; Viridiplantae; Streptophyta; Magnoliopsida; Poales; Poaceae. Gene Ontology annotation, biological process: protein polyubiquitination; proteasome-mediated ubiquitin-dependent protein catabolic process. Gene Ontology annotation, molecular function: ubiquitin protein ligase activity. The record is from RefSeq and is a predicted model, not a curated record. The coding region runs from base 1 to 3990 and encodes 1329 amino acids.